AUGGGCGUGUGGGGAUGCUCUAGAAUUUUUGAUGGCGGAAGUGAGGCCUUGCCGCCCGGCGGUGAAUCCUCGGCAAAUGGCCCGUGCGCGCCGCCUUCGUCCUUGGUCGUGCUCCGAUCGCCGCCGCGCGCUUGCGUUUUCUCGAGCACGAGCGUCAUCCUACUCUUCCUCUUCCAAGCUCUCACAGAGCCAGCAACAGCAAUCCAGUUCUCCGCUUUCCGCGCCCCGCGUCUGCUCUGCUUUCUCCCUCUACCGGCACCCAGGGCCCUCCGUCAUGUUCUCGACAUAGCAACAAUGAGUCGCCAUGUAGCCGCUCGGGUCGGCGGAAGAACCUUGCUGUCUGCCGCCGACCUGCCCAUGUGCUUCCCGCACCCGCUCUGUGCCGCACGUCUCGUGAGCGCGAGUCUGCUUUCCUCUCGCCAAUUUUCACACAGAGCGCCUUCUGCGCUUUCCCAACUGUUCUCCGCGCCUCCAAACUCACCAUCAAUCACUACGACGUCAUUGCUAGGUUUCGGGUCCCCAGCGAGUAGCUUCCCUACCGCGACGCGAAGACCGCAAGUCGGCGGCAUCAUACUCCAAUGCGCAACUGCGGCAUGGAAACGGUCCGCACACACCACAGCGCGGAGACGGCGAGGAAUCUUGAACAGGCGAAACAAGAGCUCGGCCAGUAAUGGCUCGAGUACACGCGCGAGCGCAAGCAAUUCUGCUGCAAAGCCUGAAGCGUCAAAAUCCCCGGAUUCUGACAAGUCGGCCGAGUCCGCGAAUGCUGCCGCUGGAGCUGAGACGGGGAAGCAUUUCAUGAAUCGUCUUCCCCACCUUCCCCACCGACCCACGAAGGAGGAGCUGCUCGCUGCCGCCACCGGCGCAUGGGCUCGGUUCAAGGUCCAUUUCAAGUGGUUUUCUAUUAGAAGCGGACGAAAGUUUAACAUGGACGACAUCAGUGCCUUUUUCUCCUGGAUCCUUUUGGGCCACCUCGCCUGGAUUAUCAUUGGUACGACUACAUUUUUCUCCAUGUGCAUCUUUCUGGUAAACACCGUCUUCGCGCAAGAGACCUUGGCCGGGACUGUAGGAAACUACCUCACCAAGUCGUCUGGUAUUCAAGUCGUUUUCGAGUCUGCCAUCAUUCCCAAGUGGGGGGAUGGUGUCAUUACAUUCAAGAACGUCUUCGUGUCCAGACGACCAGGUCGAGGCCAAGGGAAUGUCAGCAAGGGCUCCCGAGACUUCGCCGCCGCAGCCGCAGCUGUGGCUAAGCCAAAGGACCCCAGUGUCGACGAUUCGAUUGCCGAAGAGGAAGACGGGAACUACACCCAGUUCGACCUUACGAUCAACACGGUGAACGUGACCUUGUCAUUCACUAAAUGGUUCAAUGGAAAGGGACUUCUGCGGGACGUCGAGAUCAAAGGCAUCCGUGGCGUCGUAGAUCGAACUCAUCUGAUUACUCCAGAUGAGUACAUUGAUCCGAGGUCGUACAAGCACGAGCACCAGCCUGGCGACUUUGAGCUGGAUUCGUUUAAGAUGGAUGAUCUGCUCGUUACCGUUUACCAGACAGGUGGAUUCAGACCUUUCCCAGUCAGCAUCUACUCUUGUGAUCUGCCUCAGCUGAGAAAGCAAUGGCUCUUCUACGACUUCCUAUCCGCGAACAACAUGUCUGGGUCAAUCGACAACUCUCUUUUCACAAUCCAUCCCCGACAAACCCACAAUUAUGCUAGUGCACCGCUAGCUGAUGACUCCGAAGGCGGCCCAAACCAAUGGAAGAAGCAUAGCCGCAUGAGGAUCGACGGGCUCAACAUUGACCACCUUAACCGUGGUGUCGAAGGUCCUUUUGGCUGGAUCCAUGAAGGCAACGUGGACAUUGUAGCUGAUAUUAUGUUCCCCGCGGAUGAUGAAGAGGGCAUUGCAAAAGUAAUGUCCGAUUUUUACGAUCGGAUGGAGGCGACUGUUUCGGCUCACGGCAAUCGAUUCGGCGGAGACUUCCACGGGACGGUGUCCAGAACCAAUGCGUCCGAGGCGGAUUCCGUGGAGGCUGAGAAUGAGAAUGACAAGCGGUUCUUGGUCAUGGACAUGCGUGUUCAGUUCAACGACGUCCGCGCCGCGGUACCGCUCUUCACCAGCGACAUUUCUUACGUCAACAACGCCUUAAUUCGCCCUAUUGUGGCGUAUAUCAACUCGAAACGAACAUUCAUCCCUGUCAAUUGCCGCGUCGUGAAGCGCGCCAGCGAGUUCGACGGUUCCUGGACCAUCUAUGACAGUGGUCUCAUGGAUGAUCUUUCCCGCGAGCUCUACGAGGCUUUUGCCCGCGACAUCAACGAUGAUCGUCAGACACGCGCACGCCGCUUUAAGAAGGUGGGCAUCUGGACUCUCCAGCUGGCCGCACAAGCACUCUUCCUCGGGCUAGCGGGUAAUAUCGCCUAG
Diplodia corticola is the source of this 2412-nucleotide messenger RNA. RefSeq names its product mitochondrion biogenesis protein. Gene Ontology annotation, cellular component: mitochondrial inner membrane. Bases 1 to 2412 code for a protein of 803 amino acids. The transcript is spliced from 2 exons. The record is from RefSeq and is a predicted model, not a curated record. Gene Ontology annotation, biological process: mitochondrion inheritance. Lineage: Eukaryota; Fungi; Ascomycota; Dothideomycetes; Botryosphaeriales; Botryosphaeriaceae.